CUUAUCUAUAACAUGAGUGAUAAUAGAGUUAAAAGACAAUUAUCAAUAGAGCAUGUAGAAACUGAAGAAAAAACGAAUGAAACCAAUAUAAUAAAAGAAAUUGAAGACGAAGUAGAACUCAUAAAAGAAGAUUUGCCUAUUGAUAAAUUUGAUAAGCAAUCUGUUGAAGAUGAAGAAGAUAUUGAUAUACAAGUAGUGAAUGAAUUAGCAACCAUGAAAGAUGAUACAUCUUUACCUUGUUUUACUUUACGAGUAUUUGUGACAGGAAUUGCUUUAGCUUGUCUUAGUUCAUCUGUACAUCAAUUAAUGGUAUUUAAGCCGGUGGGGAUACCACUGACAAAUACAUUUAUGCUUAUGAUUGCCUAUGUCUUUUGUACAGCUUGGGCAAAGUAUUUACCUUUGAGUAGUAACUGGCUAAAUCCAGGACCAUUCAAUAUAAAGGAACAUACAUGUAUAUAUGUAAUUGUAUCUGCUGCAAACACUUCAGCUUAUGCAACCUAUAUUUUGUCAGCACAAAAUCUUUAUUAUCAUCAUACGCCUGGCGCAGCAGGAUCGAUUUUAUUAUUGUUAGCAACACAGAUGGUAGGCUAUGGUAUCGCUGGUCAAUUAAGGUAUUUUCUUGUUUACCCUUCAAACAUGAUCUGGCCUACUUCGUUACCUACUGUUUCGUUACUAAGAACCUUAAAUACCACAAACUCAUUCCGACAGACACGCAUUUUCUUUAUCGUCUUUGCUGCCACAUUUGUAUAUGAAUUUAUUCCACAAUAUAUCAUGCCCUUCUUAGGAGGCAUCUCAAUCCUAUGUAUCAUCAAGACCAAUUCAGUCUGGAUUCAACGUCUCUUUGGUGGCUUAUCUGUGAAUGAAGGUUUAGGAAUCCUUCAAUUAAGCUUUGAUUGGAAUUAUCUUUCAAGUCCAAGUCCACUCGUCUUACCACUUUGGGUUCAAUUAAAUAUUUAUACAGGAAUUCUAUUACUUUGGAUCUUGGCACCCACUCUUUAUUAUUUCAAUAUCUGGAAUGCACAAAGCUUCCCAUUUCUGUCUAAUUCGAUAUUUCAAUUAUUACCAAAUGGGACCUCAGUCGUCUACCCCCAACAGUAUGUACUGGGCGAUACGAAUGAUGCAUUAAAUCAAACAGCCUUAUUAGAGAUCGGGAAACCCCAUUUUUCCACCAUUGUCGCUGUUCAAUAUAUCUUUGUUAAUUUUGCGAUAACGGCUUCUAUUAUGCAUAUUGCAUUAUUUUAUGGGAAAGAUAUUUGGCAGGGCUUCAGAUCAAGUCUUCAAAGUUUUUUUAAACAUUCAAAAGAUCAGCAUUACAAAGAAGACCCACAUAUGCAAAUGAUGGCCUUUUAUCCAGAGGUUCCAGCUAGUUGGUAUUAUUUAAUUUAUGUUGGAGGUAUUGGAUUAAAUAUAGUUGUGUCAUACAUGAAUUCAAGUCAAUUACCAUGGUGGGGUGUUAUUCUGGCCAUCACCAUGUCCACAGUAUUAUCACUUCCUUUAAAUAUGAUUACAGCAAUAACAGGAUCUGGAUUUGGAUUAAAUGUUUUCGCUGAAAUGAUAUGUGGAUUUAUUCUUCCUGGAUUACCAGUGGCCAACAUGUAUUUCAAGACAUUAGGAUUUAAUACAUUAAGUCAAGCAGGAACAAUGGCAAGUGAUUUAAAGAUUGGACAUUAUUUGAAAGUACCACCCAGACUUAUUUUUAUGAAUCAAAUGCUUGGUACAUGUAUUGGAUGUAUAUUUAAUUAUAUUGUUAAUCAUAGUAUUGUUAAUUCACAAAGAGAUGUUUUACUCAAUCCAACAGGGAAUAAUAUCUGGAAUGGUGCUACUCCACAGACAAUUAAUUCUGCUGCUAUUACAUGGGGCGCAAUAGGGCCUAUGAAUAUGUUUGGACCAGAUUCAAACUAUUAUAUCAUUUUAUGGGCUUUUCUUAUUGGUUUCUUUUUACCUGUACCUUGUUGGAUACUACAUCGCUAUUAUCCUAAAAUUAAAUUUUUUAAAUAUGUUAAUAUUCCGAUGAUUUUAGUCGGUUUAACUAUUGUUCCAGGUACAGCAACGAGCUGGAUUACGAUUUCAUUUAUAAUUGUCCUUGUAUCACAAUAUUAUAUCAAAAGACGUCAUAGACAAUGGUUUAUAAAAUAUAACUAUUUAAUAUCAACUGCAUUAGAUUCAGGUACAUCUUUAAUGGUCUUUAUCAUUGCCAUGUCGUUGUAUGGUGGUGUUAGUGGCAAGUCGUAUCCUUUUCCUUCUUGGUGGGGGAAUAGAACAGAUUUAAAAUACAUUGAUUACUGUUGUGCGGCUUGUACAUAGUCUUUAUAUAUAUAUUUAUAUAUUAUUUACAAUAAGCCAUUCUACUCAUAUUAUAUUUAAAAUGCAGCAUCAUAGACAGAAAGACAAGAUAUUGGAUCCUUAUAAUCUAAGCUUAUAUUUGGAUCACAAGAGCAUUUAUCGCGAUAUUCUGGUUCACUAGGACAAUGAGUAUAAGCAGA
This is a messenger RNA of Cokeromyces recurvatus, 2483 nucleotides long. RefSeq names its product OPT family small oligopeptide transporter. Lineage: Eukaryota; Fungi; Mucoromycota; Mucoromycetes; Mucorales; Mucoraceae. The transcript is spliced from 9 exons. The record is from RefSeq and is a predicted model, not a curated record. Gene Ontology annotation, biological process: transmembrane transport. Gene Ontology annotation, molecular function: oligopeptide transmembrane transporter activity. The coding region runs from base 13 to 2304 and encodes 763 amino acids.